Didymodactylos carnosus is the source of this 1218-nucleotide messenger RNA. The record is from the annotation of a GenBank genome assembly. Lineage: Eukaryota; Metazoa; Rotifera; Eurotatoria; Philodinida; Philodinidae.
AUGAGCACUAUCAUCGUCGAUUUAGAAAAGCCUAAGUUAUCUGAAUUAAUAGCAACAUUAGAAUCUGCACCUAAGUUAGAGAAAUUGCCCAACGAAAUUCAAAGUAAUAGUGUUUAUAGAUUAAGUUAUAAUACAAAUACGAAAGGAGACAAAAACAAUGCUGUGUUACGUCCACAUGGUAACAUAAAAAGUCCUGAAAUUACUAGUACAUUUCGUCGAACUCUUCCUUCAACUUUAUUAAGAAUAAAAGAAGCUGUACAAAAUGACACGGGGACAAAAGUUUAUAAAUCAAUGGUCUCUUUAUCAGAAUCAGGGGACAACUUACCAAGAAAUGUGGAUCAACUGAAUUGUCAUCGGAAGCAAUUUCUGAAAAAACAACGUCCAACAAACGAUGAAAUAUUCAACACAAUUCUUCUCUCUUAUGAAAUCACUGAUUACAUACGAAUUUGUGCAUUUCCAAAUGUUACAAUUGUUCUUAUUCAUCAAGAUGCAGAAAAUUCAUUUCAAUUUCUAUUAGAUACAGCAACGGAUUAUAUUCCAUUAUAUUACGAUACAACAUUUAAGAUAGGGCAAUUUUAUUUAUCUAUUCUCUCGUAUGUACACACUGCAUUUGAAGAAAAGCCUGUUAUUCCACUUGCCAUGCUCAUUCAUGAGUACAAAGAUUAUGAAGCUCACAUUCAAUUGACUGAGACAUUGAAAAAAUUAACCAAAGUUUCCAGCAAAUGUGUAAUGUGUGAUCAUGAACUCGCCUUCAAAAAUGCAUUUUCUCACACUUUCAAGAAACUGCAACACGUUCGAUGUCAUAAUCAUUACAUCGAGGACGUGAAAAAAUGGUUGAAAGCUGACUUCAAAAAGAUUUAUGAUCCAGAAAAACGUGGUGUAUCGAACGCAAAUGAAAAUGAGUCACCAGCACAACCACUCAGUGAAUAUGAAAAAAUGCAAAGAGCACGUAAUGAAUAUAUGGACAGACAUUUAAAUAGUUUGAACCAAAUUUUAUCUUGUGAUACAAAAGAACAGUUUUUAUUAGCUUAUGAACAAGUCAAAUCCACUUGGUCAAAUUCAUUUCGAACUUAUUUUCAACGAAAUCAUUUAAUACAUGUGGAUGAGUUAGGAAAGUGGCAUGCUCGUACGUUUGGCCUCUGGGACGAAAUGAACUGCUCACCACCUACUGCAAAUCCAGCUGAAAGUAUGAAUGCCACAGUGAAGAAAUGGCUUUAA